Messenger RNA from Rana temporaria (common frog), 995 nucleotides. RefSeq names its product olfactory receptor 13F1-like. The record is from RefSeq and is a predicted model, not a curated record. NCBI's taxonomy places the organism in Eukaryota, Metazoa, Chordata, Amphibia, Anura, Ranidae. The transcript has a single exon. Bases 1 to 936 code for a protein of 311 amino acids. Gene Ontology annotation, molecular function: G protein-coupled receptor activity; olfactory receptor activity. Gene Ontology annotation, cellular component: membrane. Gene Ontology annotation, biological process: G protein-coupled receptor signaling pathway.
AUGUGUUCCAAUUAUACUACAUAUCAAGCCAAUUUUCAUCUACUGGCAUUUUCCAGUUACGUUGUUUUAUGCCCAAUUUUAUUUAGUGUGGUAUUGGUCAUCUACCUGUUGACUGUAACUGCAAACAUAAUAAUUAUGAUAUCUGUAUAUAUAGUAUCAAAUCUGCACACUCCAAUGUAUUUCUUCCUAUGCAACCUGUCAGUUCAGGAUAUUAUCUACGUCUCUGCAAUUCUACCUAAACUAUUAUUCAUCCUGAUAACUGGCGAUAAUCAGAUAUCCUUCCAAGCCUGUUUCACACAAAUGUUCAUGUUUGCAGCUUGUGUCGAUACAGAAUUUUGCAUACUUGCCUCUAUGGCCUAUGACCGAUACGUAGCCAUCUGUUUGCCUCUACGGUAUCAUCUCAUUAUGAAUAGGAAGGUUUAUGUACUAUUGGCUACUACAUCCUGGCUUGUCAGUUCUAUAAACUCAUGUAUUUUCACUUCUAUAAUAUCAAAGUUAUCCUUUAGUAUAACACUAAAUGUUAACCAUUUCUUUUGUGAUCUAAAGGUGAUAUUAAAGAUGACUUGCAGCAAAAUCGGGACCAUAACCAUUAUUAUAUUUAUAGAAAUUGUGGUUUUGGGGAUUGUGCCUUUUUUCUUAAUUUUGACCUCCUAUGUUAUGAUAAUAUCCACUAUAUUAAAGAUUCAAACAGUAGAAGGAAGACUGCGAGCCUUUUCCAGCUGCUCCUCUCAUCUCAUCAUUGUUUUUAUCUUCUGUGGUACAGUUCUCAGCUUGUACAUAAAACCAGAGUCUGAAAAUUCUGAGGAGCUGGACAAAUUCCUCUCAUUAUUGUAUGCUGGUUUGGUUCCACUUUUAAACCCCUUGGUGUACAGCUUGAGGAACAAAGAAGUACUCAAUGUUCUAAAAAAAAUCACUGGUAGAAAAAUAUCAAGAUAACAGUCCAUAUUAGAAAUUCUAGAUGUUUACCCCUAUAAUCACAUGUAAAGAGCAAGUUA